GAUGGGGGGCCCACAGCGACGAGGUCUGGAGCAGCAAUGGCAAGGACCUGAUGGCCUUGCUUCGCACUGCGCUCAAGCUGCUGCUCCAGACCGCACACAGGACGCGCCUCAACAGCAGCAUCAACAUCGGCGCGUACACGAUGACGACGAAACGCCCACUCGCGGGCGGGAUCUCCGCCGAGCUGGGGGGCUACAAGAACAUGCUCGACACGCUCCGCGGCGGAGACGCGGAGGACAAGCAGGCGCUGAAGGAGAUAGGGCCCCCAGCUCCAGCAUUGGGGCUCGCCGCGCUGAAGAGCCUCCUGAAGUGCGGCGCGGGCGGAGCACUCAAGCAGGAUAUCGGCGCCUAUCUGGGGCAGGCCCAGCCGCCCGACGAGAUGGCUGACGUCGAAGUCACGAAGUGCGAACUGCAGCAGCAGGUCAGCAUCACGCGGCUCGAGCGAUACUUCGACGCGGACCAGGCCGAGCUGAUCGCGGGGGCCCCAGAGUGGCCAGGCCGCAAGCUAACCAUGAAGGCGCUGGCCGCCGAGGGCGCGGCACAGCACCGCCGCGGGGUGGCGCCGGCGGGGUGGCUCGAGGAAGGGGCGGCGCGCUGGCUGGAGACACCCGAGCAAUCGUUUUUGUCAGGGGGCCCCCGCUCCCUGCCAGCCGCCACGGCGUGCAGGUGCAGCGCCGGCGCCCGCCCUCAGAAGACUCAGAGCAGGAGCGCGCCGCAGGGCGCGCGCCGCCAGUCUCGCGAGACUCAGAGCGGUCGCCGCCGGUCUCAGCAGCUGCCGACGCGGGGUCGGCAGGACGCGCGCAGCCGGUCUCGGAAGAUUCAGAGCUGGAGCAUGCCGGAGGGCGCGCGCCGCCAGUCCUAG
Molecule: messenger RNA, 860 nt
Organism: Prorocentrum cordatum
Lineage: Eukaryota; Dinophyceae; Prorocentrales; Prorocentraceae
Source: the annotation of a GenBank genome assembly